Messenger RNA from Saccostrea cuccullata (small rock oyster), 951 nucleotides. RefSeq lists its product as uncharacterized. Bases 89 to 820 code for a protein of 243 amino acids. The transcript is spliced from 4 exons. NCBI's taxonomy places the organism in Eukaryota, Metazoa, Mollusca, Bivalvia, Ostreida, Ostreidae. The record is from RefSeq and is a predicted model, not a curated record.
CACCUUUGCUUUAUUUCUAUUAUUGUAGGCAUCAGAACAAGAGACAGUUAGUAGAGACGAAACUACCAGCCGAGAUAACGAAGGUUUAAUGACGAGUGAUCAGAAUAUUUAUUUAAACGCAUCCACCAUAGCAUACGAUGAAAGUAGCAGAAUGCCAAAUGAUACCCCAUAUUCCUCUGUAUCACACAGAAAUACAUAUUUGCCCAGUUCUACUCAAGAAGUGUCGACAAAAAUAAGACAGCUAGGAUCAUCCACAAGCCAGACUACAGCUAACGGUUCAUCAGAAAUAACACCAGUUGUUUACAGUGUUCCAGUAGCGUUGGCUGUUAUCCUCGUUGUCGUUUGUUUCUUAUAUUGCAGGAAGAAACUUCAGAAAAAACGAACUCUGGAUGCUGUAUCAACAGCUGAAAGCAAGCAAUUAUCGGCACAGCUUGUUGCCAACACUGAACUUUAUGAAAUGGCAGACAAUUCAAAAUUAGAUACCCUCCAUUCUGACUCGGUUACACUGGACACAGUCCACAUACCAAAAUCAGAGGGGGAUAUCACAGAUGACAAGAGUGGGGUGUAUAAAAAAGCCAGCGGUAUAAAUGUAUCGGAAUCAACAGACGUAUAUAAUCAUCUCUGGGAGAAAGAUGUCAUAACUGAACGAAAAGAAGACAUUUACGAUCGUUCAGAGGGAAUAUGUGAUAAAGAAAAUCCCUUAUACGACGUUACAACAACUAAGGCAGAUCACAACGUCUCGCCGGACCCGACAUACGACCACGCAGUCCACUUAGAUAACCUGCCAGGGAAGGUAACAAGUGAGGUCCUUAAUGCCUGAGAUGUGCGAAACUUUAAAGUAUGCAAGAAUGAUUACAUACAAUGUGUAGUGUUUUGUAUUCGUCUUCACAUGCAUUGGUAAAUAAUAGGGUAAUUUAGCAUAAAGUCUAGUUCUUUCUUCAAACUUUUUUU